This is a messenger RNA of Mesorhabditis spiculigera, 678 nucleotides long. The record is from the annotation of a GenBank genome assembly. Lineage: Eukaryota; Metazoa; Nematoda; Chromadorea; Rhabditida; Rhabditidae.
AUGUCCGGAACCGUGUCCAAGAGCUACUACGAGCACGAUGAUAAGGUCAUCGACUACUGUAACAAGCUGACCAUCAAGCUCCAUCCGAUGCAGCAGGAGCUCCAGGACUCAACCCUGGCCAACCACAAGAUGUCCGUCAUGCUCGGAGCCCCGGAAGUUCUCACGAUCGGCCAGAACUUCUUGAAGUUGAUCCACGCCAAGAAGGUUUUGGAUAUUGGAACCUUCACCGGUGCCUCGGCCCUCGCCUGGGCCCUUGCCCUCCCCGACGAUGGCCAGGUCAUCUCCAUGGACGUCGACAGCUCUGCUCUCGAUCAAAUCGGCCGCCCGGUCAUUGAGAAAUGCCCCAAAACCGCUAAGAAAAUCAAGUUCCACACCGAAUCGGCCAUCGAUACGCUCGACCGGCUGAUCGCCGAUGGCCAAUCCGGCACUUUUGAUUUUUCUUUCAUCGACGCCGACAAGGUCAACUACUCCAACUACUACGACAAAAGCCUGCAGCUCCUUAAGCCCGGCGGCGUUAUCUUGGUUGAUAAUGCCCUGUGGAGCGGAAGCGUGACAAAGGAGAACAAGGACGAGUCGACGAAAGCCAUCGACGCCUGCAACCAACAUAUCAGCCAGGACCCCAAGUCGAACUCUUUCCUCGUCAACACGGGCGAUGGUCUCCAUGUUGCCUUCAAGAUU